Colletotrichum acutatum is the source of this 564-nucleotide messenger RNA. RefSeq lists its product as uncharacterized. The record is from RefSeq and is a predicted model, not a curated record. The coding region runs from base 1 to 564 and encodes 187 amino acids. The transcript has a single exon. Lineage: Eukaryota; Fungi; Ascomycota; Sordariomycetes; Glomerellales; Glomerellaceae.
AUGCUCGCAUCGUGUCCAUGCCGAAUUCCCACCUGCUUUCGCACCUCUCUCUCUCUCUCUCUCCGAGUAACCCACACUCCCCCUCCAUACCGAACCGACCACUGGGAGACGGCCCUUGGGUUUGCUGCGCCUCAAGCUGCUGCUUCUGCUUUGCUUCGCUUUUUUGCUUUCACGUCCCAAAGUUCGCCGACGGAAACAUGCUCUCCAGCGCUAGUAGACAAGCCGCACCAUCUCCAUGAUCCAUCUGGCGACUUUCUAGCGCGUUCCUCUGCUAUGCCCUUCCCAGUUAGCCAUCCGCUGAAUGUGUGGCUGGUUUCUCCUCGGGCGCUGGCACAGGGCCCCGUUGCCUCUGUUACCUUCGCCUCCCUGGCGCCGUCGCAGUUGCUGCUGUUGGUGAUUCUGCCGCUGGUCUCACUCUCGCGGCUGCUUUCGCUGCUUGUCUCCUUCGGGGAUGGCUUCGUUACCUUUGCUGUCCCCUGCUACCGGCCCAUCAUCGCAUCACUGCAUCGCGCCGCUGAUGCCAUGCCAUGCCAUGCCAUGCUGCUCCAUUAUCGCUCCGUAUAG